This is a messenger RNA of Leguminivora glycinivorella, 2199 nucleotides long. RefSeq names its product protein phosphatase 1L. Gene Ontology annotation, biological process: protein dephosphorylation; negative regulation of canonical NF-kappaB signal transduction; positive regulation of canonical Wnt signaling pathway. The coding region runs from base 177 to 1571 and encodes 464 amino acids. Gene Ontology annotation, molecular function: protein serine/threonine phosphatase activity; cation binding. Lineage: Eukaryota; Metazoa; Arthropoda; Insecta; Lepidoptera; Tortricidae. Gene Ontology annotation, cellular component: cytosol; nucleus. The transcript has 2 exons. The record is from RefSeq and is a predicted model, not a curated record.
AGUAGUGUUCAAUCAAUUUCAUUAUUCAGUUUCGUUUCAGUGCUUUCAGUUAGUCCACAACAUGUAGAUAUGCGUGAUGAGGGUGCCAACGCAAGGAAAUUAUAGUUAAAAAUAAAAAGAUUGUGAAAUAGUCAUAAAACCGUUGUUUCCAAACACCUCACACUUGCGCCAAGGACAUGGAAGACGAGUUAGAGGAUCGAGUUUUGCAUCAAACGUAUCUUUCUUUUAUGAAAAUCGUGACGCGCUUUACGAGCAGUGCGCCGCUUGAUACUCCGGUGGGCUAUUUAUGGAAGAUGGUGCGUCUUUAUUUGUUGCGGUCUGAGGUAGCAGUGAUCACACUGGGUAUAAUAUUGUUUAUUAUGUACCUGCAAACGAUUGAACAGUGGAGUCGCACGUUACUAAGUCGACUCUCACAUGCCAUGAGCCCUAUCAGCUCUGUUCAGCGUAUGAAGUUCAUGGAAGGGUCUGAAGCUGAUAAACAAAGCUGGGAACUAAAAGGCUCUCUCAGUGCAGCUUAUGCAAUCAAAGGAAGAAGGAUGCAUAUGGAAGACAGAUUCAUCAUUAAUGAAAACAUCAACAGUACAGGUAUCUCCCUGUUUGCUAUAUUUGAUGGACAUGGUGGAGAAUUUGCUGCAAACUAUGCAAAAGAUCAUCUCAUACAAAAUCUUUAUAACAAAAUUGUAGAAUUAAGUGCUUUCAAGGAGGGAAAAAUCAUUAGUACCCCCACUAGAGACAAUGCAGAGGAGGAAAAACAGCAAGAACCAGAAAGCAAUAGUAGUGUUGAACGAAAAACUAGCUUUAAGAAAUCAGUGAGCACUGCUGAUGACACUUCUAAAAAGGAAAUAACUGACCCAGAAUUGCUGGCACAGCUCUCAAAGGCCAGACCAAUAAUAACUAGGGAAGUGAGACCCACCAAACCAAUUAAAAAUGUUGCUGUACCAUUAACCAGCUAUUUAGAUAAAGGGAAAAUUAACUUUGGCAAGUUGCUGACUGAUGAGGUGUUGGCGGCAGACAGACUGCUGGUGGAGGCAGCUAAGCGAUCCAUGAAUGUUGCUGGAACCACUGCAUUGCUGGCCAUCAUGGAGGGAAACCACCUGAUAGUUGCCAAUGUGGGAGACUCCAGAGGUGUCAUGUGCGACUCAAGAGGAAAUGCUAUUCCUGUAUCUUUUGACCAUAAACCACAACAGGUAAGGGAACAGAAAAGAAUAGAAGCAGCAGGUGGCUACAUAGCAUUUAAUGGCGUUUGGCGAGUCGCGGGCAUCCUGGCUACAUCUCGGGCAAUGGGAGACUACCCAUUGAAGGACAAAAAGUUUGUUAUUGCGGACCCGGACAUUCUCACAUUCAACCUCAGUGACCAUAAGCCUAUGUUCCUCGUGCUGGCCUCUGAUGGCUUAUGGGACACCUUUUCCAAUGAAGAAGCAGUCAAAUUUAUAAAGGAACGAUUAGAUGAACCUGACUAUGGAGCAAAAAGUUUAACCCUGCAGGCGUAUUACAGGGGCUCUGUUGACAACAUAACAGUGCUGGUCAUCAAUUUCCUAGACAACAAAAUUGUGUCGUCUGCUACAGAGUAACUGGAUCUUAAAAGGAAUUGCAUUAAAUCCAUUAUACUGAAUGACAAGGUUUAAGGUCACACAGGCCAGCACUUUGUGGUGUGUGUCUUGGAAUUGUAUAAGAGAUUGCAAACAAUUAGUACAAAUCAUGUACAGAUGUUUGGUACAAACUUUUGCUGGUCUUUUUUUGUUGUAACGAGUUCCUAAGUAAUUAUAUGUUUUGUCCACACUAUUUUUUUAUAAAAGAAAAUUGUGGCCUAAUACAAGCAACUUGCCAGAUUGUCCUAACUUCAAAUAUUCAUGGAAACUGGCAUGAGAGGUAAAUAUAAUGACAUUGCAUGCAUUUCAAUGUACUAAAAUUUGAUGAUAUAAUAAUAUAUUAUAGUCCUUGGUGUGUAUUUGAUAAGGCAUAAUAUGUAUUCUAUUUGUAUAUACCUAAUAUUUCUAGUUGAAUUUUCAAGAUGUGAUUAUAAUAACAUAUUCAUAUAUGUCCAUACCUUGUCCAGUAGUUAUCUUGCUUUAACAAAGAAUUUAUAAUAUUUUUGAAUGUUGAACAUAUAUUGUCAUGUAAAAAAAGAAAAUUUUGAAUUUAUGCAUGGUUGUGAUGGUCACAGAAAUGUUAAGGUUUAGUAAAGAAAAAAAAACUUGA